CAGCAAUAUGCGAGUAUGCGAGUAAGGAGGCGGUCAAGGAAUCUGCCUGGCAACCAUUGAACCUUCCAUCUUGCCCCACUAUCACUACAUUCUUACAUAGCACAUGCAUGUUGUGUGAAUCCUUCUAUACCCAUUCAUCAACUUUCCCGAUGAUUUCAGACAUCGGCCCGUGAUGAUAAACGCAGUGCUGGUCUUUAAUGGCCAAGGCCAACCCAGGCUGACCAAAUUCUACACACAGCUGGAAACCAGCAUACAGCAGCGCCUCAUCUCCGAGAUCUUCACACUAGUAUCGAACCGAGCGGACGGGGCAUGCAACUUUCUUCCUUUGCCCCCUCUACUUGCCGCAUCCGGCACCUCCCACUCGGCUUCGGAACCACACAACGACGUGCCGUCCCUGGUGACAUAUCGGCAUUACGCUACGCUAUACUUCAUCAUAAUAUCUACCUCGACCGAGUCACCGCUAGCCCUACUAGACCUCAUCCAAGUGUACGUCGAGUCGCUGGACAAGUUAUUCGAGAAUGUCUGUGAGCUUGACCUCAUCUUCAACUUCGAGACCUUGCAUGCUGCCCUCACGGAGAUGAUCGUUGGCGGCGUCGUCAUCGAGACCAAUCUCGACCGCAUCGUCGCCGGUGUCCGCUCCCAAGGGACUGUGGCCAAGCGCCCUGUCAACGAAUCUAGGGGUACGGGACUAGGCGCCGGCCUGAGCAUGGGGGGCAACUUUGUAUGGCCCGGUCGGUGAUUUAAGACACAUCCGCAUAAGCAUAGCGUGCAAAGGUAGCCAUUAAAGGUGUCUGGAGUUUGGGUUUGGUAGGUUCACGGAUACGGGAUGUGGAAUCGAGUUAAGAGUAGCAUCGUCUUGUAAUAGAACAUUCCGAAAUGUUUACAAGUAUAUCUAACAUCAAAUGGGUAUUUCCCAGUCCUUAAAAAACUCCAUCCAUGCAAUAUGACGCUUGUAGUGUACAGAGAAUUCGGUUUACUUGGGAUGUAUGUUGGGCUGUGUGUCGAGAUUUUGUUUCUGUCUUUGUUCCGGUGAGGGGAAGCCAAUUGCGUUCCAAAACUUCACUCUUGUCUAGGUAGGUACAAAUACGAGUUAGCGCUCCACGGUUGCAGUGUAGAUAAGAGGUCCAACAUACAUCAUGGAAAGGAUGUUUCUCCU
Hypoxylon fragiforme is the source of this 1156-nucleotide messenger RNA. Its product is annotated as AP complex, mu/sigma subunit. Lineage: Eukaryota; Fungi; Ascomycota; Sordariomycetes; Xylariales; Hypoxylaceae. The transcript is spliced from 2 exons. The record is from RefSeq and is a predicted model, not a curated record. The coding region runs from base 173 to 739 and encodes 188 amino acids. Gene Ontology annotation, cellular component: intracellular membrane-bounded organelle. Gene Ontology annotation, biological process: protein transport; vesicle-mediated transport.